UAACCAUCAAUGCCGACUGCCCAAAGCGACCUAUUUUUUUUAAUAUCGUAAAAGUCACAAGUUUUUGCUAAUCUAUGUAAUUUUCUAGUCGUUAGAAUUUAUUUUGUGUAAAAACAGUAGCGUUGUUAAAUUUUGUUCGUCUAAAUUACGCCAAGAUCGCCACCUAACCAAUCAAAGGGCUUCUCGGUUAUGUUGUGUUGACGUGUUCCUGUCACCUGGUUGUCAAACUAUAAAAUUCUUCAAGCCACGUUGGAAGUGUUUCGUCGAUUACAUGUUAGUGCAAAUAAAACAUUUUUUGUGAAAUAAAAGUUUCGUGUGAGAACCAUGAAAGUCAAAGAUUUGGAGCGUACGGCCAAUGUGGCUUGGUCACCCAAAGCCCAUACUCCAAUUCUCUUAGCGGCCGGCACAGCUGGUCAACUACUCGAUGCCUCCUUUAAUACCAAUGCCGCUUUGGAAAUAUAUUCACUCAACUUGGCGGAGCCCGGACCCGAUAUGGUGCUCAAAGCAACAACUCCGAGUGAGCAUAGAUUUCAUAAAAUUAUUUGGGGGGCGCAUGGUGGUGAUCAGACCAGCGGAACGAUAGUGGGUGGGUGCGAUGGGGGCUUGAUCCAGAUUUACAGUGCUUCCAAGUUACUAAAUGGUGAUAGCGGGUUAAUUUGUCGCCAAGAUAAGCACUCAGGACCUGUGCAUGCGUUGGACUUUAAUCCAUUUCAACAGAAUUUGUUUGCCACGGGAGCCGCCGAAUCAGAAAUUUUUAUUUGGGAUUUGAAUAACACAAAUACACCUAUGAGCCCUGGAUCAAAAUCACAACCUCUCGAGGACGUACUGUCUAUUGCGUGGAAUCGGCAAGUGCAGCAUAUUUUAGCUUCCACUUUUGCGACAAAAUGUGUUAUUUGGGAUUUACGAAAAAACGAACCCAUUAUUAAACUGACUGAUACAGUUUCUAGAGUACGGUGGAAAGUGAUCGCGUGGCACCCUGAAGUUGCUACACAACUUUGUUUGGCUUCAGAGGAGGACCACUCGCCCAUUAUCCAGUUGUGGGAUCUACGUUUUGCAACUUCGCCGUUAAAAACGUUAGAGAAUCAUCAGCGAGGUGUUUUAUCACUGGCUUGGUGUUCUCAAGACUCAGAUUUACUGGUUAGUUGUGGCAAAGAUAACCGGAUUAUUGCCUGGAAUCCAAAUUCUAAUGAAACCAAUGGAGAAGUGCUUUCAGAAAUUGCUAAAACCAAUCAGUGGAAUUUUGAUAUACAAUGGUGCCCGAGAAACCCAGCAAUAAUUGCGUGUCCUAGUUUUGAUGGUCAUGUGUCUAUUUACUCUUUGAUGGGUGGUAAAACUCAACAAAUUCAAACCACAAAUAAAAUUGCUGACAGUUUUCCUGGCAUGGAGGGAUAUGUGCAAGCGCCUGUCCCUCAACAGAAUCUAGCACCUGUUAGCGUGGAUCUUAGUAAACCACCAAAGUGGCUCAAAAGACCUGUUGGAGCGAGAUUUGGGUUUGGUGGUAAAUUGAUAACAUUUGAUAAUAUUAAACCUCAAGUUGAACAAAGUGGUGAUCAUCCACUUCCUGUUAGCCGGACUGUUCAGAUUAGCCAAGUCAUAACUGAUCCAGAACUUGUACAAAAAUCCACAGAACUAGAGCAGGCGUUAGAAUAUGGAAAUUUCACAGAUUAUUGUUCAAGAAAAGCGGACACCACUGAUGAUCAACAUACAAAGUAUAUUUGGCACUUUUUGAGGGCGAACUUUGAAGAAAACCCAAGAGUAGAAUUAUUAAACUUGUUGGGUUAUCGUAUUGAAGAUGUUAAUAACAAGUUGAACGAAUACAUUAAUAAGAAUAGUGUGGAUGGCGUAACAAAUCGUUUGGCAAAUUUAAAUAAGGAUCCAUUUGAUGCCAUUGCUGAUGCAAGACCUACCACACCUUUUAAAAUCAAAACAGGUGACGACACCGAAGGACUGAUCACUCAAGCACUUCUUCUGGGGAAUGUGGAGGCAGCAGUACAAUUGUGCUUAAAUGAUAAGCGAUAUGCUGACGCUAUUAUCAUCGCUAUGACAGGUGGUUCAGAUCUUCUGGCCAGAACUCAACACGCCUACCUAGAUCAAUGCGAAGGCUACGUUUCUUCAUUAAUCUCAGCUUUAGUAUCAGAAGAUUGGGCUUCCGUAAUCAGCAACUGCGACUUAAGCAGCUGGAAAGAAGCCCUCGCCGCCACUUUAACCCACUCCACCGACGAAGCCCUACCUCUCCUCUGCGAACAACUCGGUAACCGCCUAGAAGCUGAAAACCGAGGCGAUCCGAAGCUGCGACAAGAUUCUCAACUUUGUUACAUCUGUUCCGGUAGCUUCGACAGAUUAGUGAACUCCUGGAGCGGAAACGCCAUGAACUCCUCCAAGGAACUCCAAGAUUUGGUAGAAUUGGUGGUAUUUUUGCAAAAAUCGGUCGAAAAGCAGGGGCGGCAAGUGCAAAUUUCCGGCGCUUUAGCGGAUUUGUUGGCGCAUUACGCGUCGAUUUUAGCGGCUCAGGGAAGUUUGUCGACUGCUUUGAGUUACUUGGGGAAUUCUCAGGACGAAAAGGUCGCUUCUCUGAGGGAGAGAUUGUACGUAAGUUUGGGACAGAAGCCGGGUUAUGCGGCGAGGCAGCAGCCUCAAAGCAGGAGGCAGAGUCAUAGGCAGUCGUUCUCGAGUUAUCCUAGUGUUGGAGGGCAGUUCAAUACGGGAUUGCCGAAUGCGCCGGUUUCGGCGGCUCAACCGUGGCAGCCACAGCCCCCGCCAUCCAUAGGGAGCUUCAAUCAGGCUGCAACGAGGACUUUCUCUCCAGUACCGGCAGCGCCGCCGCCGACGCAGCCGCCAAGGCCAACAAGUGUGGGAUCAAAUCACGGUGGAUCUGGUGGUCUACCACCUCGUAAAUAUGUGCUGGAUCCCUCCGUGUCUUCGAGUCCAUAUGGAGCCCCCACAAGAAACAUGUACCACUCCUUACCGCCUCAACCAGUUCCAUCCUUCCAAAACAAUAACUAUGGAAUGUCUGCCCCAGCACCAAUGACUAAUCCCAUGACACCUAUGAUUCCUUCAAACAACAACUACGUACCCAAUCCAGUGUUGAACCCAACACCGUUAGUGCCUUCCCAGUCACUAAAUACACCUCUGGUACCAAAUCCGCCUCUAAACCCCACACCAAUGGUACCCAACAUGCAGCCACCACCACCAAUGGCUAGCGAGAUGGGACAACAAGCAACAGAAAAGUACUUCUAUCAAGGCGCUCCCGGAUGGAACGAUCCCCCUCCACUACACAAGCCCUUAAGGUCACAGUCCAAACCAGAAGCUUCUUUGCCCACACAACCCAUAACGCAUCCGUUGUACGGCGUGGCUCCCACGAAUAACGGGUAUCCUCAAGAAAACCAGCCGCAAAUGUUCCAACCUGCGCCUACCAAUAAUUUCGGCCAAACAAACAAUUACGGCCAACCGCCACCAAACUUUAAUCCUGGCGGGUUCAAGCCAAAUGCUGUUAAUUUUAACCAAGGCGGCAAUCAGGCAAAUGUUGUACCAGAGAAGCCUCAGCCAAUCCAAAAACCACCAAUUCCUGAAGAACACAUCCAUAUGCAGACUGUUUUUGAUGAACUGAAAUAUCAGUGCAGCUGCGCUGCAGUCAAUCCACAAACUAAACGUAAAAUUGAAGAUGUAGGAAGAAAAUUAGAAGCUUUGUAUGAUUUAUUAAGAGAAAAUAAAUUGUCUCCGAACACAUUAGCUUCGCUACAUCAAAUGGUGCAAUUAGUGCAGAAUGGCGACUACACGGGAGGAUUGAAUUUACAUACUCAGUUGGUAUCAGGGCCUGAUUUUGCUCAAAUUGCCAGUUUUAUGCCAGGACUUAAAGUAUUGUUACAAUGUGCUUUACAAUUACAAGUUUAUCUAAGAUAAGGUCUAACUCUGUUAUUAAAAUUGUAUUAUUUUGGCUCUAUUAUUUUAUGCGUUGUGUUUUAGAUGUUUAUUUUCUUUUCUAUCAUAGUUAUUACAAUUUAACCUAAUAAAUUGUAUAGUGUAAGCCAGAUGCUUUUUUAAAUAAAUAACCAGAAAGCCA
This is a messenger RNA of Zophobas morio, 4060 nucleotides long. Its product is annotated as protein transport protein Sec31A. The record is from RefSeq and is a predicted model, not a curated record. NCBI's taxonomy places the organism in Eukaryota, Metazoa, Arthropoda, Insecta, Coleoptera, Tenebrionidae. Gene Ontology annotation, molecular function: structural molecule activity; protein binding. The transcript has 9 exons. Gene Ontology annotation, cellular component: endoplasmic reticulum exit site; COPII vesicle coat. Gene Ontology annotation, biological process: endoplasmic reticulum to Golgi vesicle-mediated transport; intracellular protein transport; endoplasmic reticulum organization. Bases 325 to 3900 code for a protein of 1191 amino acids.